AUGUCUGAAGACUGGGACUCUGUUACCGUUAUUGGAAGAAAAGCCCGUGUAGGAGGCUCCGGACCUCGUGAGAACAUCGCCAGAACUAAAGGUGCCAUCAAUGAAGCCAGAAGAACUGGUAGCGUCAUAGCCGUCGAAAAGAAAUAUGGCAGCGGUAAUUCAAAGUCUGAUCCUGAGGGCCAGAAGUUAACCAAGAUCGACCGUGAAACAGACGUUGUACCUCCAAAGAAGAUUGAUGCCAACGUUGGUAAGGCCAUCUCUAAAGCGAGAUUGGACAAGAAAUUGACCCAAAAAGAAUUGGCCACAAAGAUCAACGAAAAACCAAAUGUUGUCAACGACUAUGAGGCUGGUAGAGCUGUCCCUAACCAGCAGUUGCUGGCUAAGAUGGAGAGAGUUUUAGGGGUCAAGUUAAGAGGAAAGAACAUCGGUGAUCCAUUAUUUCCAAAGAAGAACUAA
This is a messenger RNA of Komagataella phaffii GS115, 456 nucleotides long. RefSeq names its product Transcriptional coactivator. The transcript has a single exon. NCBI's taxonomy places the organism in Eukaryota, Fungi, Ascomycota, Pichiomycetes, Pichiales, Pichiaceae. The record is from RefSeq and is a predicted model, not a curated record. Gene Ontology annotation, cellular component: nucleus. Gene Ontology annotation, molecular function: DNA binding. The coding region runs from base 1 to 456 and encodes 151 amino acids.